This is a messenger RNA of Gallus gallus (chicken), 626 nucleotides long. RefSeq names its product ovocleidin-17 (gene OC17). The transcript has 6 exons. The coding region runs from base 39 to 524 and encodes 161 amino acids. The record is from RefSeq and is a predicted model, not a curated record. Lineage: Eukaryota; Metazoa; Chordata; Aves; Galliformes; Phasianidae. Gene Ontology annotation, molecular function: signaling receptor activity.
GUGCCGGGACGCGGAACGGCCGCCCGAACGGGAACGCAAUGGCACCGACGUGGGCGCUGCUGGGCUGCGUUCUGCUGCUCCCCUCCCUGCGAGGGGAUCCGGACGGCUGCGGCCCGGGUUGGGUGCCGACCCCCGGCGGCUGCCUCGGCUUCUUCAGCCGGGAGCUCAGCUGGAGCCGCGCCGAGUCGUUCUGCCGCCGUUGGGGUCCCGGUUCCCACCUGGCGGCGGUGCGCAGCGCGGCGGAGCUGCGGCUCCUCGCGGAGCUCCUCAACGCGUCGCGGGGCGGCGACGGCAGCGGGGAGGGGGCGGACGGCCGCGUCUGGAUCGGCCUCCACCGCCCCGCCGGGAGCCGUUCGUGGCGGUGGUCGGACGGCACCGCGCCGCGCUUCGCUUCGUGGCACCGAACGGCCAAAGCGCGGCGGGGGGGGCGGUGCGCGGCGCUGCGGGACGAGGAGGCCUUCACCUCGUGGGCCGCCCGGCCGUGCACAGAGCGCAAUGCCUUCGUCUGCAAAGCCGCCGCCUGAAUGGACAACAACACAACAACACAACAACACAACAACGCAACAACGCAACAACGCAACAACGCAACGACCCCCAACACUGCAAUAAACGGACCCACAGCAGCA